ACACCCCAUCUUUAAUUAUUGAGUAGAUUCAUUUGGGAAACUGUGAAGCUUAAAUAUAAAAGAAUAAAUUGGGCCACAGACAGACAUAUAUAUUAUUCAGAUAAUGAAAAUAUGAUGUUUUUAAAAAGCUAGGGUGUAAAAUCCUGAAAGUUAUCUUUAAAAUGUAGAUUUGAAAAUGUAUUUUUAUGUCAGCGCUGAGAUGUUUAUAUAAUUAUAUAAUCUGAAAUCUGAAUUUAUGACUUUAUAUAAAGAGUCAAACUUGUAUAAAUAAAAUCGUCUGGAGAACGUGUUUCUGCCAGAUUACUGUAUACAGGGGGAUUAAGGUUAUAGAUAAUCACGUUGAAAGGGGAUUUGGUUGAAAGCAGCAUCACUCAGACAUCCUGCACACACACACACACAUGCAGUUCAGAGUGCACAGAGUGGGUGGAGAUGGAGACCAGUCAGGUCAGCAUUAACAGCUUUAAUCAGGGGAAAAACUGCUCCGCUACCUGAAUGUUUCAUCACAUUCCCUCCUCUGACCUUCAGCCAGACAGCGAGCUAGCUCUCUGUUAGAAACUACAAGAGCACCACCUGCUGAGUCCAGACUCAAAUUAAAAAGUGAAAAACUCAGUGAACCCGACCCGUCCUUCCUCAAGAGGCCAGUGGAGAUUAAACAGGAGGGCUUCCCAGACGUGCUCAGUGAAAUGAGAAGCAGUUUAAUUACAGUAUGACAUUCAACCAGUGUAAGACGACCAUAUGAAUGACUUAAUAUCUCUCUGCUCAUGGUUAUCAAACAAAAUAGAGUUCAAACAGCCACAACAUGGAGAAGAAAAACUUACAUUACAGGAGGAAUUACUGCUGCUGUAUGUAGAAACCAGGCCUGAAUGUUAAAGGAAAGGUUGAAUCAUGUUGGUUUCUCAAACAGUUUCUAGUCAUUAGCUGCUUAUUAAACAAGCUCUCGACUUUGGAGCUUAUUGUCAGAGUGUUAAAAUAAAACUGUAGAGAGCUGGCAAGUUUUAAAUGGGAAGAAUUAACUUCUUUUCCAUUUUGUACUUGCCAGGUAAAAGCUUGUGUUUAUUAACAAAGACCCAACAGUGGUACUGAAAUCUAUUAUACUGUUGGCAACCAACGACUGUGAAAAUAUCAGCCAACAAACUCAUGAAAUAAAACGUCUGUGGCAGUUUGAUUAUCUCGCUCACAGUGUGAACAAAUCCUCAGAGUAGCUGUCAAUCAUCUGUCAUCAAUCAGAUUGAUCACUAAUAUGUGGCUGUUAGAUUUAUAAUAAUGAGGUUAUGAUGCAUGUUUUAAGUGUCAUGUUGAGGUUAUAAACCAUGAGAGCAACAAAUACUGUCUGCAUAAUCCUCAAAUCCUCAAGACAGACGGAUCGAUAGAGUAUUUUAUUAAUCACAAAGAAAACAUAUAUUCACUCACAAUCUCAAAAUCCCUGAUGACAAAUCACUUUAAAAGACCUUCAGUAUAGAAAUAAAAUAAUCAGGGAGGUUCAGACAAAGUUCCAAGUAUGUAUAAUAGACAAUAAACAAUCUAUGAUGGUUAAUAAACUUACGUUACCGCCUCUACUCUGUUAUACAAGACAAGAAAGACUUUAAGAUUAGAAAUAAACCACCAAACCUUUGUUCCUCAUGCUGCUUCUCAGCUGUCAGGAGAUGAAUCUUCCAUGAAAAUAGUAACCAAUAUGUAACCAAAUAGACCAAAAAUGGUCAACCCAUUUAGUAGUAAUACAAAGUAAUAAUUACAUUACUGAAAAUCAACACAACAUGGGCUUUAAAUACAGAUACAAUGCUAUAAUGAAAAACUAAAGGAAUCAAGUAUUUUUGUGUGUCAGGAAGUUAAACACAAAUAUGAACUCAAUUAUGAAAACAAAACCAACGUUUCUUUUCUCCUUUUUUGUCACAUGACACCAGCUGUGCAUUUAUGGAUGAGCAGAAUAAUCAUCCAGUGUCUUCUGUUGUGUUCACAUCAUAUGGGAGUGAUGGUCGCUACAAGCUCUUCGAUUUAAAAAUACAGAUGUUAGAGGUGUUUCGAUUCUAAGAUGCGUCGUGGACGCGGACACGGACGAUUCUGAGUCGAUUCACAAAUUGAUGAGGGCAGCGCAGCACCCGGACAGUCUACAGCACGAACAGGCUAGAGUUAUCUUACAGUUCAUCUUCAUAAAAGGCUGCAGUUGCAAGCUAACGUUAGCCUAGCGGAGCAGUGAACUCCAGCAGUAACAAACGAGACCGACGGCAGCGUUAAACAACUUAAACCAAAUAAUUUGGCGUGAACUCUACAGCGUAAAGCUCAGGUAAUGGAGUCAAUGAGUAAAGCUAGUCGAGUAGCCUUUACAUGUGUGUGUUAUUGUAAUGUUUACGCAGUGAGGAGCGUCACACAGGUACUGGUAUUGAAAAGAUGCAGCUUUUUAUAUAUCAUAGACUGUUAUAGUCUGAUUUUUUGAAGCACUUUAGACAUAAAAAUGGAGUUUAGAUUUAUCUGACUGCUUGUAUCAACUGAUGAAAAAGUAGCCAUGUGCAGUAAUAUAGAAAUAGAUCGUAAUCGUGAGCCCAGUGAAGAUUUACACCUCUGUUAGAUACUCUCUGGGUUUGUCAGGUUCUUCAUCAUGAAUUUUAUCCGCAACAAGAAAAAUUCUUCCGAUCAUUCCCAUAUGAUAUGAAACCAGUCUCUCCCUUUGAAUCCCAACCCAUCACUGUUGAGAUUUCUGUAUUUGUAGAUGCUUAUAUUGGAGUAAUAAAACCAGAGUUUAUCAGGGACUCUGUGUGCAUGCGUCCCCCCUCCUCCUCCUCCUCCUCUCUCCUCUCUAUGAAUCUAGAUCUACACUUCAAAUACACUCAUGUGCCUUUUACUCAAUGUACCUUUUCAAGGCUCGUUGUGUGGUUUUAUGUGUUGUUGCAUAUUUUACAGCAUUAGGAUCUUUGGGAAAUUAUGAGCACUGCAACAGGUCAAUGACGUUGCAAGGAGCAAGCAACGCCGAGAAAUUUGAUUAUGUCAUGAACUUCAUGAACAAACUGGCAGGAAAUGAAUACGUCGGUUUCAGCAACGCCACUUUCCAGUCGGAGCGCGAGUCUGGAGACAGAAACUUUGCCAUCGGCUACUAUCUGAAGGAGAAGAAGUGUUUUCCGGAGGGAACAGACAUGACCUCCAUCUUGGAUUUCUACUUCCAACUGUGCUCCAUCGAGGUGACCUGUGAGAGCGCCAGCGUCAUGGCGGCGACCCUGGCCAAUGGCGGCUUCUGUCCAAUCACAGGAGAGCGCGUGCUGAGCCCCGAGGCGGUGCGAAACACUCUGAGUCUGAUGCAUUCCUGCGGCAUGUACGACUUCUCCGGACAGUUCGCUUUCCACGUCGGUCUGCCGGCGAAAUCCGGUGUCGCUGGUGGGAUUCUGCUGGUUGUCCCAAACGUCAUGGGCAUCAUGUGUUGGUCUCCUCCUCUUGACAAGCUGGGCAACAGCGUCAGAGGCAUCCAGUUCUGCACGGACCUCGUUUCUCUCUUCAACUUCCACAACUAUGAUAAUCUGCGGCACUUUGCUAAGAAACUGGAUCCUCGUCGGGAGGGAGGAGACCAGAGGGUGAAGUCGGUGAUCAAUCUGCUGUUUGCUGCUUAUACUGGAGACGUGUCAGCGCUGAGGAGGUUUGCGUUGUCCUCCAUGGACAUGGAGCAGAGGGACUAUGACUCCAGAACGGCGCUGCAUGUGGCAGCUGCUGAAGGUCACGCUGAGGUGGUUCGCUUCCUGCUGGAGGCCUGUAAAGUCAACCCGGUUCCCAGAGACAGGUGGGGAAACACACCGAUGGACGAGGCGGUCCACUUCGGCCACCACGAUGUGGUGACCAUCCUCCGCGAUUACCACACCCAGUAUAGCCCUCAGGAAACCAGCGACGACAAGCAGAGCGCAGAGAAGAACCUGGACGGUUUGCUCUGAUGGAAAACGUCAGAAAACAAGCGUAACCCGUAAAUCAUGGAUGGUAUCCACCGAGGGGAAAACCCACCUGGACGCUAUACAGACAAAGAAUUCCCUCUUAAACUGUUCGAUCUGAAGAAAUCUACAAGAAAACAUCUUAAAUCAGGUCAGAAAGUUAAACCACCUUCCGUAGAAGUCACUUAAAUCAGCUCAGACAAUAAACUGUGCAGUAGAUUAAUCAGUUAAAACAACGUAGAUGAAAGGAAACGGCGUGGAAGCUCCUCAUCAUGUUGUUACUAGGUGUUGUUUUUGUAUUAUAUUACUGUAUCUACUCUGAACAGGGGAAAACAUUUUUAUUUGGAUUUCUCCUUCUGUAUUUAGCUUUUCUCUGUCACCGGCCUCCAGCUGCAUGCUGGGUAAAUUCAGCUGCGGCUGCUAAGUUGAGGGACGAAGUCGUUUUUAAUCGCGAAACUCUGAAACAGGAAGCAGCAAGUGUUGUGCCCUCGUUU
Molecule: messenger RNA, 4396 nt
Organism: Thunnus maccoyii (southern bluefin tuna)
Lineage: Eukaryota; Metazoa; Chordata; Actinopteri; Scombriformes; Scombridae
Product: glutaminase kidney isoform, mitochondrial
Exons: 12
Coding region: 2841-3908 (355 amino acids)
Biological process (GO): L-glutamine catabolic process
Molecular function (GO): glutaminase activity; protein binding
Source: RefSeq, a predicted model, not a curated record